GACCGACGCCCAAUGCGCACCACAUGCAGCACACCGCCGACGGCACGAGUGCCCAGAACCAGAACUUCGGCACGAGUGCCCAGAAUCAGAACUUCGGCAUGAAUGCCCAGAGCGCGAACUUCGGCUUGAACACGCCGAACUUGCUCUACGGCAUGAACGCCCAGAACAUGACCUUUGGCGUGAACGCCCCGAACGUGCACACCGGCAUGAAUGCCCAGAACUUGCCCUUCGGCGCGAACACCCAGAACUUGCCCUUCAGCUUGAACACCCCUUGCCCCAAUGCGAAUCCUUUGCCCGCCACGAACGUGGACCCCGGCACCCAGAUGAACGCAGCUACCUUUGCCUCAGCCAUAGGCUCUGGCCUUUCUGGAAGUCCUCAACGAGUAGUUCAUUCUGCAAUGGACAUGCUGGGAAAACCUUCCCUGCCGGGAGGUCAUGCUGCUCAUCCUCAAGGACGACUGUCGGGAGACGCGCUGAUAGCCCAGGCGCUGAGUCAGGCCCUCUCCGGUGAAAAGAGGCCGAUUCCUUGCUGGAAUGGAGCUACGACCACGCUCCGUUCAUGGUUGAAACUCUUGGCGCUGUGGGAGCAUGAGAGCCAGAUCCCGCAGGACAAGAGAGGCAUCAAGCUCUUGCAGAGCUUUCCGGAGGGCUCUCAGCCCAGGCGUAUCGCCGACACCGUGCCCACGGACAUCCUGAUCUCCGCACAGGGCUACUCGGCGAUCCUCUCGAAGCUUUUGGAGAAGUACGGCCCCUUCUUGGAAGCCACAGGCCCGCAGGCCGUCGACAAGUUCCUAUUCGAAGGAGAUGGAAUCCCACCUCGGGAACAUGUCAGCGACAGGCUUUGCGGGCGGAUCCUCUUGAAGCAGGCCAACCUCAACGAGCUCCAGAGGGAACUCGUUAGUCUGAAAGGACCGAUGAUGCGGACCUUUGAUGAGGUGGCCAACAUGCUCAGACCGUUGGACAGGCCGGAGGCACUUGCUCGACCUGACAACGCUGGUGGACGACCUCGAGGAGCCUACUUCGCGAGCCCCGAGCACGCUAAUGCGGACGACCACAUGGAGGACGAUCAGUCCUACUUCGAGGAGGAUGAGAACGAGGACGCGGAGGAAGAAUCUCUCAUGGAUGACGAGGGCAACCCCCUGAUGUACAUGGAGGAUCGAGAGUACUCGGAGACCGAGGCGAACUACAUCCAAGCCUACCACUCGGCCUACCGAGAUGUGAGAAAGGAGUUGCAACGGCGGAGGAACGAGCGCGGCUACACCAAGCGCGACAACUACAACCGGCCCUUUGGAGGAAAGAGAACCUUCCAAAAGGGAAAAUGGAACAAGGGCGGCAAAUCCAAGUUCAGCCGGAAGGGGAAGUCAGAUGACGGAGGCUUCAAGGGCAGCAUGGGCGACCUGCAGAACCGCACCCGGUGCUUCAACUGCAACGAGAUGGGACAUUUCGCCAGAGAUUGCCCUUUGAAGACUUCAUCCACUACAAGCUCAUCGAAAGGUUUCUCCGACAAGACCAAGCGGAUCUUCGUCUUUGGUGCCCACCCUUCCAAUGCCCCUGCAGUCUUCAUGCACUACCAUCAGCCUAGGCGACUCGCUGUAUUUGCAGGAGUUCGAUGCAGGCCGAGCGAGGCUUUGGUGGACACCGCCGCCGAGGACGCUGUGAUCGGAUCGAACGCGAUGAACAGGUUGCGUGGCUCUCUUCGGGCCAUGGGAUUGCGAGCCAUUCCAGCGACUGGUGUGGAACUUCCUGGCGCUGGAGGCAUUGGCGGAGCAGCUGUGGUGCAAUCGAUGAUGGAUGUGCCUAUUGGCGUUGCUGGCCAUAACUGCAUCCUCAGGUUUACGGUGCUGAAGGACACCGGGGAGUUUGAGACACCCCCCCUGCUGCCGGUGAGUUUCCUGGAGACGAUGGACACCAUCAUCGACUUCCAGAAGAGCGAGUGCGUUAUUGGCGGCAACACCGUUGAGAUGCUCAGAUUGCCCACCGGACAUCGCGCCAUCGACAUUUUGCAGUACCAUCCCGACGGUUGGAAUUUGCCAACCGAGAUGCGAAAGAACCCCGACCUGGACCCAUUUGUGCUUCCAUCCCACACUUCAUCGGCGACGGUCUCUAUGGUGUCAGUGUGGCUUCAACGAGCAGAUGAUAAAGUUUUUGUGCAAGCUCUACCUGGCGGGCGCCUGCCCAUGAUUGUGCCCGCGGAUUGCAGUGGACUGCCUCCGAAGCACAUCACUCGCCGCCGCACAUCACAUGUCGUGUUCGAUGACGGCAGCGAGAUCACCAUCGAUGACGACUGGCAGACGCAGCACGCCCAUAGAGAGCUUCAGCAGCCCUGGCACGGCAGUGUCACCUUUUACCAGAACGGCAUCAACGCCAACGUUUUUUUGGGAGGAAAACCGGUCACCAACAAUCAGAGGCUGCUCAUUUUGACAUCUCUGAGAAUGGAAGCCAGUUUGGACCGAGCGAUCACGGUGCGGGUCAUGAUCUCUAUGUACCGCCGCAGCCACUUCCCAUGCUCAAGUGGCUAUUCAAUCAAGCUCGACAAUUCGUGGUCGGCCAUGGCAUCGCUGAAGGACCGCAUCAACAAGAUGGUCCAUGCCAAGGAUCCGACCGUCCCCAAGGAGCCGAAUCCGCAAAGGGCGAAAAAUGCUUGGCGAAGGAUGACCCUCGCGAUCUUCACCCUGAUCAAGGCAGCCACCGAUCAGCUGGUGGUGGACUACCUGGUGAAGUCAAGAAAGGUGGAGGAAGAGUUGGGAGCCGUGAGUCAGACGACCAUGAAGAAGCAGACCACGAAGAACGUCUCGCAGCAAGUGGUUCGGCAGGAGUACCUACGUCACCGAGCAGGUCGAGGCUACUUCUGGUGGACAUGCCUGCAGUGCGGUUCGCGCUGGGAGAGGAAUCAGUUGGAGGAGACAACUGCCGGGAGCAGCAGCAGCAGCCAUCUGGUGGUCGAGAAGCCGCUCAAGGGCUCCUACCCGGAGUAUCUCCCACCGCCUCGCUAUCGCACGGACAUGAACAAACUGGUCAAGGUCACCACCAAGGAGAGCGACAACGUCCCAAAGUCCCAGGGGAGCAUCCUGGCCACGGAGAUCAAGAACCAGGCGACGGCGAUGCUCGAGGACCAGUUCAACCGGGACACCGAGAACGCGAAUGCGGGUCCGGACGGCACGAUCACGGAGAAGAACAACGGCAAGGGAAAUUGCCGAUCGAAGAAUCGAACUCUGACAGGAGUUCUUCCAUGCCGCCGCUCAAAGACUCCCACAAGGAAGAGCGCCGUGGACACCGAGAUCUACGAGCUGAACACGGACUCGGACACCCUGGGAGACAUGGAGAUGGUGGACCCAGCACCGGCCAAGCAGGAGUGA
Messenger RNA from Effrenium voratum, 3356 nucleotides. NCBI's taxonomy places the organism in Eukaryota, Dinophyceae, Suessiales, Symbiodiniaceae. The record is from the annotation of a GenBank genome assembly.